Messenger RNA from Gastrolobium bilobum, 1040 nucleotides. RefSeq names its product probable xyloglucan endotransglucosylase/hydrolase protein 33. Gene Ontology annotation, cellular component: apoplast; cell wall. Gene Ontology annotation, molecular function: hydrolase activity, hydrolyzing O-glycosyl compounds; xyloglucan:xyloglucosyl transferase activity. The record is from RefSeq and is a predicted model, not a curated record. Bases 1 to 939 code for a protein of 312 amino acids. Gene Ontology annotation, biological process: xyloglucan metabolic process; cell wall biogenesis. NCBI's taxonomy places the organism in Eukaryota, Viridiplantae, Streptophyta, Magnoliopsida, Fabales, Fabaceae. The transcript is spliced from 4 exons.
AUGGCACUUUGGCAACUAAAGCUACUCUUCUCACAUCUAUUAAUCCUUUGCUUAGCAGCAACUUUGGUUUCUCCACACAGCAGGCCUUUUUCAACUCCAAGUGUCACACACUUAACGGAUUCUUUUCCUCAUGUCCCAUUUGAUCAUUCCUUUUCUAACGCUUUUGGGGCCUCAAAUAUCAAGUUUCUCAGUAAUGGGUCCAUGGCCACUCUGGCUCUUGACAAAAUCUCAGGCUCUGGCUUGGUCUCCCAAAGCAGAUACUACUAUGGAUUCUUCAGUGCUGCAAUCAAAUUACCAGCUGGUUUAUCAUCAGGAGUUGUAGUUGCCUUUUAUUUGUCUAAUGCAGAUAAAUUCCCACACAACCAUGAUGAGAUAGAUAUUGAACUGCUUGGUCAUGAUAAGAGAAAUGACUGGGUUAUUCAAACAAACAUCUAUGCCAAUGGAAGUGUCAGCACAGGAAGAGAAGAGAAAUUCUAUUUCUGGUUCGACCCAACACAGCAGCAUCAUUAUUAUAGCAUAUUAUGGAACAGUUAUCACACAGUGUUCUUAGUGGACAAUAUUCCAGUGAGGGAAUUCAUACAUAGCAGCACAUAUCCUUCUAUAUAUCCAUCAAAGCCAAUGUCAGUGUAUGCUACAAUAUGGGAUGGUUCAGAAUGGGCUACACAUGGAGGAAAAUACCCAGUUAACUAUAAGUAUGCACCAUUUGUUGUUUCAUUUGCAGAAAUGGAACUUAGUGGAUGCAUAUCUGAUCCCACAGCUACAGUUUCUUCAUGUUCUAUGGCCAAUCCUUCAGGCCUAGACCCUGUUAAUGGACCAGAGUUUACUAAGCUAUCACAGCAGCAGAUAGAAGCCAUGGAUUGGGCAAGAAGAAAACUCAUGUUUUACUCAUACUGCAAUGACAAACCCAGAUUCAAAGUCAUGCCACCAGAAUGCCACUAAACUAUACAAAUUAAUUCAGGAAAAUUACUAGAAAAGAAUUCCUGCAAAAGUAUUUAUUAGUUAUCAUGAAGGAAGAUAUAGUCAUACUUUUUUUAUAAAUU